This is a messenger RNA of Patiria miniata (bat star), 1411 nucleotides long. Its product is annotated as prokineticin receptor 2-like. The transcript has 2 exons. Gene Ontology annotation, molecular function: neuropeptide receptor activity. The coding region runs from base 1 to 1041 and encodes 346 amino acids. Gene Ontology annotation, biological process: neuropeptide signaling pathway. The record is from RefSeq and is a predicted model, not a curated record. NCBI's taxonomy places the organism in Eukaryota, Metazoa, Echinodermata, Asteroidea, Valvatida, Asterinidae. Gene Ontology annotation, cellular component: membrane.
AUGAGAUACAUCGUCAUCACGUAUCCACUGAAGCCAAGGAUGACCAGAGGCACCACAUCUAUCCUAUUGGCCAUCAUCUGGCUAGUCUCCACCACAGUCACGGUUCCGGUUGCCGUCCACAGCGAAUUGUACACGGUGCGGCUACUCGAUGGCACGGUCAUCGUUCAGUGCGCCGAGAACUGGAAGAACGGCUACGCUAUGAAGGCGUACACUCUGCUAAUGGUGUCUGCGGAAUUUCUGGUUCCGCUGGUCGCUAUGUGCGUGGCGUACUACCUGAUUGCCAAGACGCUGUGGUUCCGGGAGAUUCCCGGUGGUCAUAACACGGAGGAGCAGGAACAAGCGGCUGAGAAUUCCAAACGGAGGACGAUCCGUAUGCUUAUCAUUGUGGUGGCGCUGUUUGCACUCUGCUGGGCCCCCUACCAUGGAUUCGCCAUCACCCGUGACGUAGUCAUCCCCGCGUCGAUGUCAGAGAACUUUGCGCUUUACCACACUCUCUUCUACGUCGUGGAGGCAUUGGCUAUGAGCAACAGCAUAUUCAACACACUUGUGUACAUUGUCUUCAACGCCAACUUCCGCAAGUGCGUCAUGCAGAUGAAGUUUCCGCGUGCGUUCCACCACGUGAUGCGCCACAGCAGCAUGAAGACACGGUCUUCACGGCCUACCUCUAAUUUCCGCAUGGGGACCUAUCAGCGGUCCACGGGGCCUGACAAGUCCUUCGGGAUGUCCAGUCCCUCUCGCUCACCCGUGACGAGGCGUCCGGUCCAGGCAAGCCCAUCCAAGCCAUACCAAAACACUCUGUUGCCACCACCAUCACCAGGAUGCAUCGUCAAGCCGAACGAUAGGCUCGACACUUUGCCAAACUGCAGUGUGUUCCUCUCAGAUGCAUGCAUCGGGAACUCACAGCCCGCUAAAACGCCAGACGAGGAACAGAACUCAUCAUUCCAAUCACCUCAGAGGCAGACUCACCACGUGGUUGUCGAAGGCAAUGGUACAGUGGUUUCUGUGCUCAACUCUGACUGCAGUGUAGGAAGCAGGGUCUGAAUCCCUCGAAAUUGUAUUGACCUGCAUUAACGUGGCUCCUUUUAACAUCAUAUUUCAUCAAUAUUAGGUUUCGCCCUUCACCGACGCGUAAAGACUGUAUACUCAGUGUGUUACCUCCCGAGUGAAAGUUGGAAAAAAUAUCACUCGGUUGGACUCGAACCCACGACCUCUUGCUUUCUAGUGCAGACGUCUUACCACUGAUGUACAUAGAAUCUGAUUUACAUAGCAGCGGGUACCGCGUUAUCGUAUCAUUCAUCGCAGGUCGUAUUAGCAUAUUAUGGUUGGCGCCAUGCAUGAAUAUGGGUCAAAACUUCGAAAAAGCCGGCUGUGGAAGCAUAAUAUAUUCGUCAGACAUUAUGCUCCCUGAAUU